GUUUUGUUUUGCGAAUAAUUUUGGCGCCUCAAGUUAGCCGAUAAAGUUGGGAGUAGUACACUAGUAGUAUACUAGUAGUAGAGUGAGCUCAAGACAAGAAGCAGUAGCGAGUCCAAGGCAAGGCAAGGCAGGCGAAAGCAAAACAAGAAAUGGCGAAGCCGAUAUCGAUCGAGGUGUGGAAUCCGAGCGGAAAGUAUCGCGUGGUGAGCACCAAGUCCAUGCCCGGCACCCGCUGGAUCCGCCUCCUCGCCGACAACGACUGCCGCCUCGAGAUCUGCACGGAGACGAAGACCAUCCUCUCUGUCGACGACAUCCUCGCCCUCAUUGGCGAUCGCUGCGAUGGUGUCAUCGGCCAGCUGACGGAGGAGUGGGGAGAGGUGCUGUUCUCGGCGCUGAAGCGCGCCGGCGGAACAGCCUUCAGCAACAUGGCCGUCGGGUACAACAACGUCGACGUGGAGGCCGCCAAUAGGAACGGCAUCGCCGUCGGCAACACGCCUGGCGUUCUGACGGAGACGACGGCGGAGCUGGCCGCGUCUCUGUCGCUGGCGGCGGCGCGGAGGAUCGUGGAGGCAGAUCAGUUCAUGAGGGCUGGCCUCUACGACGGAUGGCUCCCGCACCUGUUCGUGGGGAACUUGCUCAAGGGUCAGACUGUGGGAGUCAUCGGAGCUGGUCGAAUCGGCUCAGCUUACGCAAGAAUGAUGAUCGAGGGCUUCAAGAUGAACUUGAUCUACUACGACCUGUAUCAGUCCACGCGCCUUGAGAAAUUCGUCACAGCUUACGGGCAGUUCCUGAAAGCAAACGGAGAGCAGCCUGUGACAUGGAAGAGAGCCGCCACCAUGGAGGAUGUCCUCAGGGAGGCCGACGUGAUUAGUCUGCACCCUGUGUUGGACAAGACCACUUACCAUCUGAUAAACCCGGAAAGGCUGGCCAUCAUGAAGAAGGAAGCGGUUCUUGUGAAUGCAAGUCGAGGACCGGUGAUUGAUGAGGUAGCACUGGUGGAGCACCUCAAGGCCAACCCCAUGUUCCGCGUCGGUCUUGAUGUGUUUGAGGAUGAGCCUUACAUGAAGCCCGGCCUCGCUGACAUGAAGAAUGCCGUCGUCGUACCUCACAUCGCAUCUGCCUCCAAGUGGACGCGCGAAGGAAUGGCAACACUUGCUGCUCUAAACGUUCUUGGCAAGAUCAAGGGUUAUCCGGUUUGGGGGAACCCGAAUCUAGUGGAGCCAUUUCUCAAGGAGGAUGCAACGCCGCCAGCUGCUUGCCCCAGCAUUGUUAAUGCCAAACAACUCGGCCUGCCAUCGUCAAAGCUCUAAGAACUGGAGCUCGGUCCAUCAUAUUAUAUCUGUCGGUUCAAGAUCAUACUCCACUACAUGAAGUCUAGAUCGAGGUGCAUAUGCUUGCUGUUCUAGCGGAGCGGGCAACAAGCUGUCAGCCAGACUUUUGAUAUCUAAUUUCACACACACACACACACACACACACACACAUAUAUAUAUAUAUAUAUAAUAUACUAGCUAGCUUCAAUUCCUUGUUAUUAUACCACUAGUACGACUGUAAUUUUGUGAGUCUUAAAACAUGCGAGCUACAUGUAUGUUAUUACACCCGUACUAGCUACUACUGUAGAUUAAUUACUGUUACGAAAUGAAGAUACCCUAGCUGCCUGUUUGGGAAA
Messenger RNA from Oryza sativa Japonica Group (Japanese rice), 1666 nucleotides. RefSeq names its product glycerate dehydrogenase. NCBI's taxonomy places the organism in Eukaryota, Viridiplantae, Streptophyta, Magnoliopsida, Poales, Poaceae. Gene Ontology annotation, cellular component: cytosol. The record is from RefSeq and is a predicted model, not a curated record. Gene Ontology annotation, molecular function: hydroxypyruvate reductase (NADH) activity; hydroxypyruvate reductase [NAD(P)H] activity; glyoxylate reductase (NADPH) activity.